CGCAAAUCACCGAAGCUUAAUCAUCGAACAUUCCUUAGUUCCCAAGAAAGUCAGAAACCCUAAACCCCUUUUACCUUUUCGAGUUUUAUUCUUCAGUUUGCAGAUUAAUUUGUUUAGGUUCUCAAUCAAAGCAAAUUACAUGAUUGACCCAGACGUUCAGAUCGCAACUACUGUUGACCCUCUAGCUGACACAGGAGAUAUAUACGGCACGCCCCUAGCUCCUUUCGACCCUUUUAAUGACCCUUUUAGAGACACCGAAGAGCCAGAUGCGCUUGGAGCCAAGGAGUAUGUGCAUGUUCGAGUGCAGCAGAGGAAUGGAAAGAAGUGCCUGACAAUAGUUGAAGGGCUGAAGGAGGACCUGGACUUCAAGAAGAAGCCUAAGGAUCUGAAAAGGGAGUUCUGCUGCAAUGGCAAUGUGGUUGAGGACAAAAAGCUCGGCAAGAUAAUUCAGCUCCAAGGCGAUCAGCGCAACAAGGUGCUUCAGUUUCUUGUUGAUGCUAAUAUUGCCGACAAGGAGCGGAUCAAGAUUCAUGGUUUUUGAGGGCGCUUGGAGUUACUAGUAGUGUGCUGUUAGUUUCUUCGAUAGACUUCUCUCUCCUUGUAGGAGUUAUAUUUUGAUGUUUGUUUCUGUUUGAUGCUUUUUGGUAGUUGAUGGGGAUUUCAGAUGAUGAAUGCUGUGAGACUUUAUUAUUAAUAAAUUUGCUUUUGUGUUUCAAAA
This is a messenger RNA of Malus domestica (apple), 718 nucleotides long. Its product is annotated as protein translation factor SUI1 homolog 2-like. NCBI's taxonomy places the organism in Eukaryota, Viridiplantae, Streptophyta, Magnoliopsida, Rosales, Rosaceae. Gene Ontology annotation, molecular function: RNA binding; translation initiation factor activity. The record is from RefSeq and is a predicted model, not a curated record. Gene Ontology annotation, biological process: translational initiation.